Messenger RNA from Boeremia exigua, 1072 nucleotides. RefSeq lists its product as uncharacterized. Lineage: Eukaryota; Fungi; Ascomycota; Dothideomycetes; Pleosporales; Didymellaceae. The transcript has 3 exons. Bases 44 to 1072 code for a protein of 342 amino acids. The record is from RefSeq and is a predicted model, not a curated record.
CUUGGAUCUAGAACCUCCUUAUCAUCGAUUACUUUUCAAGAUAAUGUUCUGCAUUCGCAAUUGUUCUGAGGCUAACCCUAUUCUGAAAGAUGCUUCUCACACCUUAAUCAAGCUGUCACAAAGUGAGAGGAGCGAUACGGCCCCUAGUAUGUCAUUAAGUCUACUCGACGAAGCACUUUAUAUAUAUGCCUCCGUUCCUUUUCAAGGCACACAUGUUCUCACUAUCGUUAUAUGUGUUGUCCCUUUCAGUACGCCGCAUCAUCGUGGCCAGAUAUUUCAUCACGUUGAGGCGACGUAUGCUCAAUGUUGCAAAGACUUGGACGAAAAGGAUUUCUUUCCAAUCAUUGCCAACAUUGCGCAAGGAAUAUACAACAACUGCGUUAGUCACCACGUUUGGAACUUUAGGACCAAUGAUGCAUGGUCAGUUGCUCUAAUCUCUUCCAAUGGUCGUCUAACUCUUAUAACAUCAUGCAGGCAACAGCUACCGAUUCCCAAGAAAGUCGUGCAAAAGUGUAGAACCUGCUCAGAAAGAGCAGCCCUAAUAUUUGGCUACGUUGUUGGCUUCCCAGAAGCUAGACCUAACAAAGAAGUUUUUUUCAGUCCUGUCCACCCCCAGAACAGCUCAGAAAUGUGCUUUGAGCAACACAUCUCCAUGGAAAAGUCACUAGAGCAGGCAUUGGAACGUUCCGCUAGCCACCUCGAAUACCCGCAUAUCAAUGCCAAAAUGAAGGAGGCGGGGUUUGAAGGGACAUCAAGAAGUCUUAAAACUCUCCGCGAAGAAACAGUCUUCAUCAAUCAGCUUGUUGCAACAGUCGAAACAGAGUAUGGAGCAGGGGUAGCCUCAUUAGUCUUGUACUUCGUCUUUGACUCUUCAAAUUAUCAUCUCAUCCGCCUGAUGAAUCGAUACAGUACUGCCAGAAAGAGGUAUGCGAUUCGGAGAAUCUGUCAGGACCUGAAUGUCGCUGAGCUGGGCGAGAUCACCCUCCCUAUACUGCGAAUCCACACGAUCAUAAGAGAGCAUAUGCUAAGCCUGCAGUAUGUUCAUGAGAAUAACACUGCGAAGCCUUGUUAA